Messenger RNA from Hippopotamus amphibius kiboko, 4177 nucleotides. It is a transcript of the gene TUBGCP2, whose product is annotated as tubulin gamma complex component 2. Gene Ontology annotation, cellular component: spindle pole; equatorial microtubule organizing center; centrosome. Gene Ontology annotation, molecular function: microtubule minus-end binding; gamma-tubulin binding. The record is from RefSeq and is a predicted model, not a curated record. NCBI's taxonomy places the organism in Eukaryota, Metazoa, Chordata, Mammalia, Artiodactyla, Hippopotamidae. The transcript has 18 exons. Gene Ontology annotation, biological process: mitotic cell cycle; spindle assembly; meiotic cell cycle. The coding region runs from base 1064 to 3769 and encodes 901 amino acids.
CGUGAAGAUAGUUUGUAAAUAAACACUUAUUUACUUAAAUAGUCUUUCUUCAGAAGAGCCCUGUCCACCCACGUGCAGCCGGUGGAGAGAUGGCAAACGCAGUGUCCUUGCCAUCUGCGUGAGCGAAGUGAUCCCCAGUCCCGCUGCUAGAGGACACCCACUGUCCUCGGCAGCCUCAUAGGACGUGGGUAAAAGCCGUUGCGCUUGGAGUGAAAGAGGUGCCGCCCUUCCUGUCUGGCCUUGUUCAGUGCCCUCUGCGGCUAGUUGUCAGGUGCCCGGUGCCGGAGCGUGCUGGCAGUGACUCAGAUCCAGGCUCCGUUUCUCAGGGACCAGUGGGCGUGGUCAGGUGGUCUUCCACCCCGCACAUGGCAGUAGAAGCAUUUGUUUCCGCUUUUCUGAGGAGGACAGUGCAGGCCCUUAGGUGCCCUGUUUACUCUCCACAGCAGCUUCGUGGGUGAGAUGUAGUACUCACCCCUUUCCAGAAGCAGCUUACAGAGAGGACAGGCUCCUUGUCCAGGGCCCUACAGCCUGGAAGCAGCAAGGCAGGGUUCAGGCCGGCUGGGAGCCCACCGCCCAGGCCCCGCAGUGCCUCGCGGCCAGUGACUGGUCACCGUGAGCGCCUCCUGAUGUGAAACACGUGGGUGCUGGUGACGGACACACCUGCUCACACUUACCGUUCUGCUGUUGUUUGCUGACACCCUGUCUCUGGCCGAUAUUUGAUGUUUAUGUACAGUGACCGUGACACUUGUAUAUGGGGCACUUGUCUUCCAUCACUCGGGGUUAGAGUCUCGCUUCACGUAGAGUCACACGUUAAUAUUCGUGUUGGGGCGUGUAUGCCGAGUCUUCCCGCCUCUGAUGUUUAACUCAUGGCUUGUCUUCACUGGAGCCGUUGGCACCUUUUUGGGGUCACAGAGCCUUUGAGAAUCUGUUGAAAGACCCUUCUCUCAGAAAAGUCACAAACAGAGAUGACUUUGCCUGUAAUUUCCAACAGUCUUGUUCAUGAUCCCAGAUUAUGAACCCUGUGUAGGAGAACACAUUGUGAUGUUGUCUCAGAGCCAAAAUCAUGAGUGAGUUUCGGAUUCACCACGAUGUCAACGAGCUGCUCAGCCUGCUGAGGGUGCACGGCGGGGACGGGGCCGAGGUCUACAUCGACCUGCUGCAGAAGAACAGGACCCCGUAUGUCACAACCACGGUGUCUGCACACAGUGCCAAAGUUAAAAUAGCAGAAUUUUCUCGUACUCCUGAGGACUUUCUGAAGAAAUAUGACGAACUGAAAUCUAAGAACACCAGGAACCUUGACCCCCUGGUAUACCUGCUGUCGAAGCUCACGGAGGACCGGGAGACCCUGCAGUAUUUACAGCACAACGCCAGGGAGAGAGCAGAGCUCGCAGCCAGCAGCGCCACCAGCUUCGGCGCCCCCGCCGCGGCCUCCAGGAUAUCCAUGCAGGAGCUGGAGGAGCUGAGGAAGCAGCUGGGCAGCGUGGCCACGGGCCCCACGUGGCAGCAGUCUCUGGAACUCACGAGGAAGAUGCUUCGGGACAAACAGAACAAAAAGAACGCGGGCCAGCGCCUCCCCGUCUUCCCGGCGUGGGUGUACGAGAGGCCCACGCUGCUCGGGGACUUCCUGACGGGCCCGGGUGCGAGCACGGACACGACUGUGCCCAUUGGCACGCUGUCCCUGGCCUCCCAGGAGGCGGCCAUCGUGGAGGACCUGCUGUACGUGCUGGUGGGUGUGGACGGCAGGUACAUCACCGCCCAGCCCCUCACGGGGAGGCAGAGCCGCAGCUUCCUCGUGGACCCUGGCCUGGACCUGUCCAUCCGGGAGCUGGUGAGCAGGACGCUCCCGGUGGCCUCCAGCUACUCCACCGUGGCCAGGUUCAUCGAGGAAAAGUCCUCCUUCGAGUAUGGGCAGGUGAACCACGCCUUGGCAGCUGCCAUGAGGACGCUGGUGAAGGAGUACCUGAUCCUGGUCACGCAGCUGGAGCAGCUGCAGAGGCAGGGCCUCCUGUCCCUGCAGAAGCUCUGGUUCUACAUCCAGCCGGCCAUGCGCACCGUGGACAUCCUGGCCUCCCUGGCCACCUCGGUGGACAAGGGUGAGUGUGUCGGGGGGUCGACCCUGAGCCUGCUGCACGACCGGAGCUUCAGCUACACGGGUGACAGCCAGGCGCAGGAGCUGUGCCUCUACCUCACCACAGCCGCCAGCGUGCCCUACUUCGAGAUCCUGGAGAAGUGGAUCUACCGGGGCAUCAUCGACGACCCGUACAGCGAGUUCAUGGUGGAGGAGCACGAGCUGCGCAAGGAGAAGAUCCAGGAGGACUACAACGACCAGUACUGGGAGCAGCGCUACACCGUGGUGCAGCGGCAGAUCCCGUCCUUCCUGCAGAAGAUGGCGGGCAAGGUGCUCAGCACAGGAAAAUACCUGAACGUGGUCAGAGAGUGCGGUCAUGACGUCACCUGCCCUGUGGCCAAGGAGGUCAUCUACACGCUGAAGGAGCGGGCGUACGUGGAGCAGAUCGAGAAGGCCUUCAACUAUGCCAGCAAAGUGCUGCUGGACUUCCUCAUGGAGGAGAAGGAGCUCGUGGCCCACCUGAGGUCCAUCAAGCGCUACUUCCUGAUGGACCAGGGCGACUUCUUCGUGCACUUCAUGGACCUGACGGAGGAGGAGCUGAAGAAGCCGGUGGACGACAUCACGCCCACCCGCCUGGAGGCGCUGCUGGAGCUGGCCCUGCGCAUGAGCACCGCCAACACCGACCCCUUCAAGGACGACCUCAAGAUCGACCUCAUGCCUCACGACCUCAUCACCCAGCUCCUGCGGGUCCUGGCCAUCGAGACCAAGCAGGAGAAGGCGAUGGUCCACGCCGACCCCACCGAGCUCACGCUGAGCGGCCUGGAGGCCUUCUCCUUCGACUACGUGGUGAAGUGGCCCCUGUCUCUCAUCAUCAACAGGAAAGCGCUGACCCGCUACCAGAUGCUCUUCAGGCACAUGUUCUACUGCAAGCACGUGGAGCGGCAGCUCUGCAGCGUCUGGGUGGGCAGCAAGGCCGCCAAGCAGCACUCGCUGCCCUCGGCCAGGUGGUUCGCGGGCGCCUUCACCCUGCAGCAGCGGAUGCUGAACUUCGUGCAGAACAUCCAGUACUACAUGAUGUUCGAGGUGAUGGAGCCCACCUGGCACGUCCUGGAGCGGAACCUGCGAUCCGCUUCCAACAUGGACGACGUGCUGGGGCACCACGCCAGCUUCCUGGACAACUGCCUGAAGGACUGCAUGCUGACCAACCCCGAGCUGCUGCGCGUCUUCUCCAAGCUCAUGUCUGUGUGUGUCAUGUUCACCAACUGCAUGCAGAGAUUCACGCAGAGCAUGAAGCUGGACAGCGAGCUGGGCCGCCCGACGCUGGAGCGCGGCACGAUGCGGGGGCCGCCCACGGAGGCCGAGUGGGCCCAGGAGCGCGCGCGCAAGGAGCUCGCCUGCAAGUGUGUGGCCGAGCACGUGGAUGCCCCGCAGCUGGCCUCCAGCUUCGAGGCCACCAUCAGUAAGUUCGAUAAGAAUUUCUCAGCCCACUUGCUCGACCUCCUGGCCCGGCUGAGCAUCUACAGCACCAGCGACUGCGAGCACGGCAUGGCCAGCGUCAUCUCCAGGCUUGACUUCAACGGCUUCUACACGGAGCGGCUGGAGCGCCUGUCUGCAGAGAGGAGCCAGAAGGCGACCCCCCCAGUGCCCGGCCCGCGGGGGCCCCCAGCUCCGGCGCCCAGGGUCACUGUCACCGCGCAGUGAGGCCGGCCGUGCCCGGCACAGCUGAAGCCUCGGGUGGAGGAGUUCCGCGGUUCCUCACCAGGCACUUCCAGACCGCGUGGCCGUGUGUCCUGUUCAAACAUAAAGUUGAAGUGUCUGCACUCAGCUCCUCUCGUUUCUCGGGGCUCACACACUUGGAUCAGGGCGGGGCUGCUGGUCUGUGCUCUCCUGAGUUGAGCAGUCCCUUCAAAGAAUUUUUUGGUCUCAAAUAAGACAAGGUGAAAACACGUGGCGUCUGAACGACACCAGGACAGUCACCACGGUGCCGGGCAGGGGUGCGAUGCAGGCCUGGUGUCCACGCCUGCCCUGUUGGGUGGGGCUGGGCUCUCUGGGGUCAGCAGGAGCCCCUCAGGCUGCGGCCCGGGGUCUGCUCCAGGCAGCAGAGGGCAG